GCGAGACUCAUCCCUGCAGCAGAGAGCUCUAUUUCCAUCUCCUGCAGCACAGCCACCUCCUUCUCCUGUGACCUGCCAGCCAUGAAGUUUCUUUUCCUGUUUCUUGCCAUCCUUCUGGCCAUGGAACCAGUGGUAUCAGCAGACUGUUGGAUGAAUGGACAAUGCCGGUUGGUGUGCAAAAAUGAUGAAGACAGCGUCACACGCUGCUCAAAUCGUAAGCGAUGUUGUGUCCCUAGUCGUUAUUUGACAAUCCAACCAGUAACAAUUGAUGGAGAACUCCCCUGGACCACUCCUCAUGUGACCAAACAUGGGGCCAGACAAUAGAGGAAGAUAAAUGGAAAUCAUGGAUAGAAAUGACUUUGCUUCAGGUUCCUUAGUUCCCACAUUCCAUUAAA
Molecule: messenger RNA, 395 nt
Organism: Ceratotherium simum simum (southern white rhinoceros)
Lineage: Eukaryota; Metazoa; Chordata; Mammalia; Perissodactyla; Rhinocerotidae
Gene: DEFB119
Product: defensin beta 119
Biological process (GO): innate immune response
Cellular component (GO): extracellular region
Source: RefSeq, a predicted model, not a curated record